UUAAAAAUAUGAACAGUUUAUAAGCAUUAUUAUAAAUAAGGGUAAAAAGACAAUUUAUCAAAACAAAAUCAUAGAAUUUAUGAAAGCAAAAUAAUUUCUACGUGAAGAAUGUGGAUUGACCUGUUGUUAAUUUACCUUUUGGUUGAACUAACGGAAGCUACAUCUGAUGGUGAAAGACGACUAAAUACAAAAUUAAUAAACUUUUUAAAGUCUUCAUUAUAUAUUGAAAAACGAUUUAGAAGAGAUUUACUAUUAAAAGUCAAUGGAAAAGGUAACAUUAUAUUUGAAGACAAUUGUCAUCCAAGUAUACCUUUAGUAAGCUGUGAAAAAAAUUAUUGUGAUUUUGCAUCUUGUCCUAAUUUUCCUAAUGCUGAGUGCCACUUAAAUUUGUGUGGCAAGUGUGAGCCAGUUUACUAUUUUGAAGGAAAUAAAGUGGAUUGUUAUGAUUUUCAAACAAUUUCUCCACCCCAAAUUAACCUAAAAACAAACGAAAUAAAGUUUGAUGAUAACUGUCCAUCAGAUGUUCCGUUGGUUACUUGUUCCAGCAACCCUUGUGAGGCACAUAAAUGUGAUAGUUAUCCGAACGCAGAAUGUCAUGUUAAUUUGUGUGGUACAUGUGAAGCAAAUUUUUAUGUAAAUGGUCAGCAAGUACUAUGUAACACUACUCAGACAAAUGAUCAACUAUCACAAUGUUUUAAAGAACGUCAAAGAAUUAUUGAAAACAAAAAUUUAAACAAAUUUGUUGUUGAUUGUGAUCAAAAUGGUGCAUAUAAACCACUGCAAUGUUGGCCUUUUGUGGGUUUAUGUUGGUGCGUAAGCGAAAAUGGAGAAGAAAUGUUUGGAACACGAAGUUAUUUUCCAAAUAAACCUAAAUGUGAAAUUUUAAUUGAAGAUUGUCGUAGUAAAGAAUAUGGUUGCUGCCCUGAUAAUAAAACAGCUGCACAAGGUUUUCAUCAUCAAGGAUGCUCAAAUGUGAUUAAAAGUUGUCAAGUGUCGUUGUAUGGCUGUUGUGAUGAUCAAAUUACAUUUGCAAAGGGACCAAAUCAAAAAGGAUGUUCUCGUUUGGUUUCAAAAUGUGAACACCUCAGGUCUAUAACUCAGCAGAUUUUUUCAUUUCAACCUCAAUGUGAUAACCAGGGUCACUUUAAUCCUAUUCAAUGUUGGGACACUUUGGAUCAAUGUUGGUGUGUAAAUAAAGAUGGAAUUGAGCUCAAAGGAACAAGGUUAAAAGGAAAACAACCAGAUUGUUCUGCAGUUGCCUGUGAAGAUAAGAGUAAUGAUUGUUACAGAUUUGCAAUAGUUCCUGGAUUUUGUUUUCGAUUAAAGCGUUACAUGACAGAAUAUUGUAGGAAAUCAUGUGGCUUUUGUAAAGAAGUAUCUGUUGUUAAACCUGAGCCAGUGAGAAGAGGAUGUUCUAGUCCAUUUGGUUGUUGUUCUGACUACAUAUCCCCUGCCAAAGGUCCUGAUGAUUAUAUGUGUCCAUUAUAUAGCUCAGUGUGUUCCAUGCCUAAAGUUGUUGGAGAGUGUUACGGCUAUUUUCCUAGAUAUUUUUAUAAUCAAGAAACAAACACUUGUGAAUUAUUUGUUUAUGGAGGUUGUCGUGAUAAUGGUAAUAACUUUGUUGAUAUAAAUGAAUGUGAAGAAAAAUGCUUAGAAGAGAUGACACCAACUAAAGUUUCUACAACACAGCUAGCUGAGCUUGGAAUUGAUAUGAAUGUAAAAGAAACAAACAAAAUUAUUACCUCAGAUGACUUUAAUGUCCUUGCUGGACCAUUGAUAGAAUGUGCAAAUAAAUUUGGAUGUUGUGAAGAUGGCAUAACACCAGCAUUAGGAUAUAAUUUUCAAGGGUGUCCAAGGUAUAUAUCUUUUUGUGAGAUGCCUCCUGCUUCUGGGUCCUGUGCCGAUAACAUUAUUAAAUACUUUUAUAAUCCUGAGAAGAUGUUAUGUGAAGAUUUCUUUUAUGGAGGGUGUGGUGGAAAUGCAAACAAUUUUGAAAGUGUUGAGUUGUGUAUGAAUGAAUGUAAUAAUAAAAUGAUAGAAUUAAAAAAACAAAAUGUUGCAUUAAAUAAUUAUCAAAUAGCACCUACUAUUCAGACUACCAAUGAUCAAACAGAUAAGGUGAUUGAGUUAUCUAUGUCUUCAACUGACAAGGUUAACUCAAUGAAAGAUUCUACAGAUACAGUUACAGGAUCAAGUUCUUCACCUCCAGAUGGUUUGACUGCAGAUAACGUUUUAUCUUCAACUAAUGAACCAUUAGCAAAUGCAGAAGAGAUUGCUUUUAGCAUUUUGUCAAAAGGUUAUGAUUCAACAGAGAAGGUGACUGAGUUACCAUUAAGUGAUAAAGUUAACUAUGUAAAAGAUUCUACAGAAUCAAGUUCUUUGCUGCGAAAUGAUUUAACUGCUAAUGAUGUCUUAUUUUCUACUAUUGAACCAAUAGCUACUACAGAAAAGGUUGCUUUUAGUGUUUCGUCAAAAGGUUUUGAUUCAACUAAUAGGGUGAUUAAGUUAUCUUUAACUGAUGAGGUUAACUCUAUAAAAGAUACCACAGAAAUUCUUACAGAAUCAAGUUCUUUAAUGCUAAACGAUUUGACUGCAAAUGAUGUCUUAUCUUCAACUAUUAAACCACAAUCUACUAAAGAAGAGAUUGCUUUAAGUGUUUCGUCAAAAGAUUUUGAUUCAACAGAUAAGGUGAUUGAGUUAUCUUUAACUGAUGAGGUUAACUCUAUAAAAGAUACCACAGAAAUAGUUACAGAAUCCAGUUCUUCAAUGCCAAAUGAUUUGACUGUGAAUGAUGUUUUGUCUUCAACUAUCAAACCACUAACUACUACAGAAGAGGUUGCUUUUAGUGUUUCGUCAAAAGGUUUUGAUUCAACUAAUGGGGUGAUUGAGUUAUCUUUAAAUGAUGAGGUUAACUCUAUAAAAGAUUCUACAGAAAUAGUAACAAAAUCAAGUUCUUUAAUGCCAAAUGAUUUGAAUACGAAUGAUGUCUUGUCUUCAACUAUUAAACCACUAACUACUACAGAAGAGAUUGAUUUUAGCGUUUUGACAAAAGGUUAUGAUUCAACUAAUGGGCUGAUUGAGUUAUCUAUGUCUUCAACUGACAAGAUUAACUCAAUGAAAGAUUCUACAGAUAUAGUUACAGGAUCAAGUUCUUCACCUCCAGAUGGUUUGACUGCAGAUAACGUUUUAUCUUCAACUAAUGAACCAUUAGCUAAUACAGAAGAGGUUGCUUUUAGCGUUUUGUCAAAAGGUUAUAAUUCAAUAGAUGUGACUGAGUUACCACUAAGUGAUAAAGUUAACUAUGUAAAAGGUUCUACAGAAUCAAGUUCUUUGCUGCCAAAUGAUUUAACUGCUAAUGAGGUCUUAUUUUCUACCAUUGAACCAAUAGCUACGACAAAAAAGGUUGCUUUUAGUGUUUCGUCAAAAGGUUUUGAUUCAACUAAUGGGCUGAUUGAGUUAUCUUUAACUGAUGAGGUUAACUCUAUAAAAGAUUCUACAGAAAUAGUUACAGAAUCAAGUUCUUUAAUGCCAAAGGAUUUGACUGCAAAUGAUGUCUUAUCUUCAACUAUUAAACCACCAGCUACUACAGAAGAGAUUGCUUUUAGUGUUUUAUCAAAAGAUUUUGAUUCAACAGAAAAGGUGAUUGAGUUAUCUCUAACUGAUGAGGUUAAAUCUAUAAAAGAUACCACAGAAAUUAUUACAGAAUCAAGUUCCUCACCACCAAAUGAUUUGACUGCAAAUGAUGUUUUGUCUUCAACUAUUAAACCACUAACUACUACAGAAGACGUUGAUUUUAGUGUUUCGUCAAAAGGUUUUGAUUCAACUAAUGGGCUGAUUGAGUUAUCUUCAACUGAUAAGGUUAACUCUAUAAAAGAUUCUACAGAAAUAGUUACAGAAUCCAUUUCUUUAAUGCCAAAUGAUUUGACUGCAAAUGAUGUCUUAUCUUCAACUAUUAAACCACAAUCUACUAAAGAAGAGAUUGCUUUUAGUGUUUUGUCAAAAGAUUUUGAUUCAACAGAAAAGGUGAUUGAGUUAUCUUUAACUGAUGAGGUUAACUCUAUAAAAGAUACCACAGAAAUAGUUACAGAAUCCAGUUCUUCAAUGCCAAAUGAUUUGACUGUGAAUGAUGUUUUGUCUUCAACUAUCAAACCACUAACUACUACAGAAGAGGUUGCUUUUAGUGUUUCCUCUAAAAGUUUUGAUUCAACUAAUGGGCUGAUUGAGUUAUCUUCAACUGAUAAGGUUAACUCUAUAAAAGAUUCUACAGAAAUAGUUACAGAAUCAAGUUCUUUAAUGCCAAAUGAUUUGACUGCAAAUGAUGUCUUAUCUUCAACUAUUAAACCACCAGCUACUACAGAAGAGAUUGCUUUUAGUGUUUUGUCAAAAGAUUUUGAUUCAACAGAAAAGGUGAUUGAGUUAUCUUUAACUGAUGAGGUUAACUCUAUAAAAGGUUCUACAGAAAUAGUUACAGAAUCAAGUUCUUUAAUGUCAAAUGAUUUGACUGCAAAUGAUGUCCUGUCUUCAACUACUAAACCACCAGAGACUACAAAAGAGAUGACUUUUAGUGUUUCGUCAAAAGAUUUUGAUUCAACAGAAAAGGUGAUUGAGUUAUCUUUAACUGAUGAGGUUAACUCUAUAAAAGAUACCACAGAAAUAGUUAGAGAAUCAAGUUCCUCACCACCAAAUGAUUUGACUGCAAAUGAUGUUUUGUCUUCAACUAUUAAACCACUAACUACUACAGAAGAGGUUGAUUUUAGUGUUUCGUCAAAAGGUUUUGAUUCAACUAAUGGGCUGAUUGAGUUAUCUUCAACUGAUGAGGUUAACUCUAUAAAAGAUUCUACAGAAAUAGUUACAGAAUCAAGUUCUUUAAUGCCAAAUGAUAUGACUGCAAAUGAUGUCUUAUCUUCAACUAUUAAACCACAAUCUACUAAAGAAGAGAUUGCUUUUAGUGUUUCGUCAAAAGAUUUUGAUUCAACAGAAAAGGUGAUUGAGUUAUCUUUAACUGAUGAGGUUAACUCUAUAAAAGAUACCACAGAAAUAGUUACAGAAUCAAGUUCCUCACCACCAAAUGAUUUGACUGCAAAUGAUGUUUUGUUUUCAACUAUUAAACCACUAACUACUACAGAAGAGGUUGAUUUUAGUGUUUCCUCUAAAAGUUUUGAUUCAACUAAUGGGCUGAUUGAGCUAUCUUUAACUGAUGAGGUUAACUCUAUAAAAGAUUCUACAGAAAUAGUUACAGAAUCAAGUUCUUUAAUGCCAAAUGAUUUGACUGCAAAUGAUGUCUUAUCUUCAACUAUUAAACCACAAUCUACUAAGGAAGAGAUUGCUUUUAGUGUUUCGUCAAAAGAUUUUGAUUCAACAGAAAAGGUGAUUGAGUUAUCUUUAACUGAUGAGGUUAACUCUAUAAAAGAUACCACAGAAAUAGUUACAGAAUCAAGUUCCUCGCCACCAAAUGAUUUGACUGCAAAUGAUGUUUUGUUUUCAACUAUUAAACCACUAACUACUACAGAAGAGGUUAAUUUUAGUGUUUCCUCUAAAAGUUUUGAUUCAACUAAUGAGCUUAUUGAGUUAUCUUUAACUGAUGAGGUUAACUCUAUAAAAGAUUCUACAGAAAUAGUUACAGAAUCAAGUUCUUUAAUGCCAAAUGAUAUGACUGCAAAUGAUGUCUUAUCUUCAACUGUUAAAUCACCAGCUACUACAGAAGAGAUUGAUUUUAGUGUUUCGUCAAAAGAUUUUGAUUCAACAGAAAAGGUGAUUGAGUUAUCUCUAACUGAUGAGGUUAACUCUAUAAAAGAUACCACAGAAAUUGUUACAGAAUCCAGUUCUUCAAUGCCAAAUGAUUUGACUGCGAAUGAUGUUUUUUCUUCAACUAUUAAACCACUAACUAUUACAGAAGAGGUUGUUUUUAGUGUUUCGUCAAAAGGUUAUGAUUCAACUAAUGGGGUGAUUGAGUUAUCUAUGUCUUCAACUGAUGAGGUUAACUCAAUGAAAGAUUCUAUAGACACAGUUACAGGAUCAAAUUCUUCACCUCCAGAUGAUUUGACUGCAGAUAACGUUUUAUCUUCAACUAAUGAACCAUUAGCUAAUACAGAAGAGGUUGUUUUUAGCGUUUUGUCAAAAGGUUAUGAUUCAACAGAUAAGGUGACUGAGUUACCAUUAACUGAUAAAGUUAACUAUGUAAAAGAUUCUACAGAAAUAGUUACAGAAUCAAGUUCUUUAAUGCCAAAUGAUUUGACUGCAAAUGAUGUUUUGUCUUCAACUAUUAAACCACUAACUACUACAGAAGAGGUUGAUUUUAGUGUUUCGUCAAAAGGCUUUGAUUCAACUAAUGGGGUGAUUGAGUUAUCUCUAACUGAUAAAGUUAACUCUAUAAAAGAUUCUACAGAAAUAUUUGCAGAAUCAAGUUUUUCAAUGCCAAGUUAUUUGACUGCAAAUGAUGUCCUGUCUUCAACUACUAAACCACCAGAGACAACAGAAGAGAUCGCUUUUAGUGUUUCAUCAAAAGAUUUUGAUUCAAUUACUGUUGAACCACUAUCUACUACAGAAAAGGUUCUUUUUAGCAUUUUGUCAAAAAGUUAUGACUCAACAGAUAAGAUGACUGAGUUAUCUUUGACUGAUGAGGUUGACUCUAUAAAAGAUACCACAGAAAUAGUUACAGAAUCUAGUUCUUUAAUGCCAAAUGAUUUGACUACGGAUUAUGUCUUGUCUUCAACUAUUAAACCACUAACUACUACAGAAGAGGUUGCUUUUAGCGUUUCGCCAAAAGGUUAUGAAUCUACUAAUGGGUUGAUUGAGUUAUCUUUAACUGAUAAGGUUUACUUUAUUAAAAAAUCUACAGAAAUAGUUACAAAAUCUAGUUUUUCUAUGCCAAAUGAUUUGACUGCUAAUAAUGUCUUGUCUUCAGCUAUUGAACCACCUGCUUCUACUGAAGAAAUGGUUUUCUCCGAGAUCUCCGGUUCUGUAAUUGCAAAUAAUGAAUUAUCUAUGCCAUCAACAGAUGAUGUUAGUACCACAGAAGAUAGUUUAGUAAGCCUGUUUAAAAAAUCGAGUUCUUCUCUGAAUAAAUUAAAUUCAUCAUUAUCAUCUAGUCAUGUUGCUGCUACAAGUACAACUGUUUCAACUCUUUUAUCUAAAAGUUUAUUUGGUGGUAUAAUUAAAUCUGAUAAAGAUAAAGAUAAUGAUGAUGGUUUUUUAUCUGGUUCAGAAAUAUCUGAAAUUCAUAAUGAUAUUUUGAAUACAUACAAUUUAACAUCUUCUCUACAGCAUUCUGAGUCAACUACGAUGGUAAAAUCAGAUAACUUCAAAUCAAAUGUAGAGGACAUUAUUCAACCUACAACACCAUCUUCUUUAGACUCUUCAAUUUCUUUAUCACAUGUUUGCAAGUUACCUUUCAACAAAGGAAAUUGUAGACUCAUACAUAGUCCAAGAUAUUAUUAUAAUUCUUCAUUAAAUCAAUGCUUAUUGUUUGUUUAUGGAGGAUGUGGUGGCAAUGGAAAUAAUUUCAAUACUGAGAAUGAAUGCAAUAUGAAAUGUUCUAAUAAAUCUUUAAUUAGAGAGAAUGACUUGAACACUAAUAAAAAAUGUGGUUCUUUGUAUGGUUGUUGCUUAGACAAUUUAAAUGGUGCAAGGGGGCCUAACUUUUUAGGAUGUCCAAAAUACAACAGUAGCUGUGAUUACCCGCCUGCUUAUGGGCCAUGUAAAGCAAGUUUGGUUCGUUGGUUUUAUAAUGGGCGCAAGAAAGAAUGCAAUACCUUCUCAUGGGGAGGCUGUGAGGGAAAUGAAAACAAUUUUGAAACCGAAGUUGACUGCUUGCUGCAGUGUGGAGAUGAUAAACAGGAAUAUACUGAUAUAUUUGAUGAAUCUUUGGAAACUGUACUUUACCCUGGUUGCGAAUCUGAUUAUGGAUGCUGUUCUGAUGGGUUAAAUAAAGCUAAAGGUCCAAAUCAAGAAGGUUGCCCUGUCUACGCUUCUGAAUGUGACAUGCCAAAUGUUCCUGGGAAUGGAAAUGAGAGACUUAUUCGAUAUAUUUAUGACGGUUUGAAGAGAAAAUGCAACGCUUUUAUUUACUCUGGAAAAGGUGGUAAUCUAAAUAAUUUUGCUUCUAUCGCAGAAUGCGAAAAAAAGUGUGAAAAAAGUUGUGAAGAUUCUUUGCCGAGUUAUUGUGCAGAAUGGAAAAAUUUAAACUUUUGUACUGAUCGGCCAACUAUAAUGAACGAGUACUGCAAAAAAACUUGUAAUAUGUGUACUUAGUUGCGGAGAAAAAUAAAAAUAAAAUAAAGUUUAAUUGCGA
This is a messenger RNA of Hydra vulgaris (swiftwater hydra), 8290 nucleotides long. RefSeq names its product serine-rich adhesin for platelets. The record is from RefSeq and is a predicted model, not a curated record. Gene Ontology annotation, molecular function: serine-type endopeptidase inhibitor activity. Lineage: Eukaryota; Metazoa; Cnidaria; Hydrozoa; Anthoathecata; Hydridae.